Molecule: messenger RNA, 1082 nt
Organism: Ostrea edulis (European flat oyster)
Lineage: Eukaryota; Metazoa; Mollusca; Bivalvia; Ostreida; Ostreidae
Product: 3-oxoacyl-[acyl-carrier-protein] reductase FabG-like
Exons: 9
Coding region: 92-874 (260 amino acids)
Molecular function (GO): oxidoreductase activity
Source: RefSeq, a predicted model, not a curated record
UGAUAUACUAUUCAGAACACAAUAGACUGAUUUUAACAAAAGUCAAAACGAGCUUCCAUACAUCCUUAACGUUUGUGAUUAACUAGCCGACAUGUCUGUUAUUUCUAGAUUGGAUGGAAAAGUUGCAUUAAUUACAGGGUCCAGCUCCGGUAUAGGGGCGGGAACAGCCAUUUUGUUUAGUAAACUUGGUGCAAAGGUAGCAAUCACAGGCAGAAAUGUUGACAAUUUGGCCAAAACAGCUGCCGAGUGUGAAAAGGGGAAUGGAGAAAAGCCGUUUAUUCUUAGCGGUGAUUUGACCAAGGAAGAUUUUGUUAAGCAUCUUGUAGAAGAGACAGUAAAACAUUAUGGGAAAUUGGACAUACUGGUCAAUAAUGCGGGGAUAUUGAAAUCUGGAAGCAUUGAAACAACAACACUGGAACAGUAUGAUGACGUUAUGAACAUUAACGUUAGAGCUAUUUACCAUCUGACAAUGCUUGCAGUUCCUCACUUGGUCCAAUCAAAGGGAAACAUUGUCAAUGUAUCUAGUGCUGUGGGUGUUAGAUCGGUUGAAGGAGUUUUGUCAUACUGUAUGUCCAAGAGUGCUAUAGAUCAGUUUACGAAAUGCACUGCAAUAGAUUUGGCCCCAAAGCAGGUCAGGGUAAACAGUGUAAACCCUGGUUUGAUUGCCACUGAAAUUUUUAAGACUAGCGGACUGGAUGAAGAGUCAUAUCAGAAGGUUCUAGAGAGGACUAAAAUAACGCAUGUGCUAGGACGACAUGGCCACGUGGAGGAAGUCGCCAAUGGAAUAGCUUUCCUGGCAUCUGACAGUGCUUCCUUUAUCACCGGUGUGCAAUUUCUUGUAGAUGGAGGCUUACAUACGAAUUGUUCACAAUAGAUGUAUAAAACGGAAUCACUUGUUGCCGACGAAACUUAAAAAUGAAAAUAUAUCUUUAAAUAGUUUUAGUGUAUAUUUUAAUUUCCUACAUGAGUAACAUUUUGGAUCAAUAUAUAAUACAAACGAUUUCUCAUAAACAGGUAUAACAGUCUAUUUAUUAUGUUUACUUGUAUUAAACGUGAAAUAUGAUAAAGAGGUUUGCAAAUUC